Cheilinus undulatus (humphead wrasse) is the source of this 1439-nucleotide messenger RNA. RefSeq names its product docking protein 4 (gene dok4). The transcript is spliced from 8 exons. Lineage: Eukaryota; Metazoa; Chordata; Actinopteri; Labriformes; Labridae. The coding region runs from base 79 to 1080 and encodes 333 amino acids. The record is from RefSeq and is a predicted model, not a curated record. Gene Ontology annotation, cellular component: cytoplasm. Gene Ontology annotation, biological process: positive regulation of MAPK cascade; cell surface receptor protein tyrosine kinase signaling pathway.
AGGAAGGGACAAGGAGGGAAGAAGAAACAUCUGGAUGGUCUCCACAAGGACGGCCACCUGGUUACCGCCCCUCCAAAGAUGGCCUCCAACUUCAAUGACGUCGUCAAGCAGGGCUACGUACGCAUGCGCAGCCGCAAGCUGGGGAUCUAUCGGCGUUGCUGGCUGGUUUUUAAGAAGUCUUCCAGUAAAGGACCUCGUCGUCUGGAGAAGUAUCCUGAUGAGAAGUCAGCCUACAUCAGAGCCAGCCCUAAGGUGACAGAGAUUAGCAACGUCAAGAAUGUCACACGGUUGCCAAGAGAUACCAAGAGACAGGCAGUGGCCAUUGUCUUCACGGAUGACACCUCCCGCACCUUCACCUGUGAAUCAGAGCUGGAGGCGGAGGACUGGUUCAAGACUCUGUCCAUCGAGUGUCUGGGCACACGGCUCAACGACAUCAGUAUGGGAGAGCCUGACCUCCUGGCAGCUGGAGUGCAGUGUGAACAUACAGAGCGCUUCAAUGUGUUCCUUCUGCCCUGUCCCAACCUGGACAUCUAUGGGGAGUGUAUGAUGCAGAUCACCCAUGAGAACAUUUACCUGUGGGACAUUCACAACCCUCGCACCAAGCUCGUCACAUGGCCUCUCUGCUCCCUGCGGCGCUACGGACGAGAUGCCACCCGGUUCACCUUUGAGGCUGGACGGAUGUGUGACAGCGGCGAAGGCCUCUACACCUUCCAGACCAGAGAGGGAGAGCAGAUCUACCAGAGAGUUCACUCUUCUACUCUGGCCAUAGCAGAGCAGCACAAGAAAGUCCUUCUGGAGAUGGAGAAGAGCAGCAGGUUGAUGUCUUUAGGUUCAGAGUCUGGCUCUUACCCCUGCACCCCCACUGCCAUCCUCCCCCGAUCCGCCUACUGGCAUCACAUCACUGGAAACCAGAGCGGCAUGGAGUCUGGCAGCGGUAAUUUGUCUGAAGAAGACCUUUUGUCCACCCGCCUCCCUCCAGACCGCCAUUCCACACUGCCCCUGACAAACACACUAACGCGGUCCCAGCCGCACAUACACACACACUCUCCAGCACACUACCCCACCUUCCCGGGACAGUGACGUACACAUUCACAGAAGAAGAAGAUGUGGAUGCUGACAAAAAAAGAGACACGAAGCCACAUGCAUGCAGGCGCACAGUUCACAUUCCCCUGUCUUAUGAGUUUUACAGCCUCACAGGAGAAGUGGUGGGCGUGGCUAACACCGGCCAACGCACUGUCCUGGAUCAGAGCGGGACGCAAACCACACCUCUGUGGAUCUGGAUUAUAAUGACGGCAGUCAGAGGAAAUCUGAUGUGUUUGCACACUGGAGGCAGAAGUUUUCCACUUUAGAUGAAAGACUCGGUCUUCCUCCUGGUAUCAUCAUCAGAGGGAGACAGAAAAUGCCACAUUUCAAACAACUCGUGUUUUUAUUCAGUAUCA